Doryrhamphus excisus (bluestripe pipefish) is the source of this 2020-nucleotide messenger RNA. The record is from RefSeq and is a predicted model, not a curated record. Lineage: Eukaryota; Metazoa; Chordata; Actinopteri; Syngnathiformes; Syngnathidae.
GGAAAUCAACAGACCCCCUCAAACGCAACACGUAGGAGUCAUGCUCUAAAAAUAGCACUGGUUACAAAUUAUCAUGAUUAUUUUAUACUUGAAAUUUUGAAUCAGAAUUGCUUACAUGAAUGUAUUUCUUUAAAAAUAACGUUGUAUAACAUAAAAAUAAUUAAAACAAAAAUAUUUGCUUUAUAACGAACUCUGACCUCAGGUCAAAGUUCACGUUUGCGCGCGUCACGGCGACGAGGAGUUAGCUUACUUGUGCAGUUAGCCCAAAAAACGUAACAGAAAAGCGACAAAGGACUUACAGUUUUCACGGUAACUGAGAGGAAGAGUUUUUCUGUACUUUAUUUGAAAUAAAAAUAAUAUGUGUAUCAUUUGCCGGACGACUUUUGCAAUACCGAAGACACAAUGUGGAGAGACCGUACAAAGGUUGUCAAGAACGCCGCAAUACGAGCUAGCAACCCGGCAUCGCAUUAAGGACGGAAAGGCCUGUUUGUUUAAAGGCAGCUUUGGAUAAACAACGGACACAGAAAGCAACCGAAGCUAGCUUCAAGCUAGUAAGCUUCCAAGGUAAGCUGAUUGAUGCUAACACAAUAUUCAAAGAUGAGUAGUUUGGUCCCUUUGUCAUCUUUUCCUUCGUCGAUGUCCAACAUGGAGAAGUUCGGUGGAUACUUGAGCUGCAAGGUAAAGCAGAGAAUCAGGACCAUAAUGUCAGCUGGUCAUUUUGUGGCGGGGCUGAAAUGCAGUGGAAAAUUGUUCAUUUUCACAACAAAGAGAACUUUGCUGUACAAUCAUCUUAGUCUUGGUCCAGAAGACUUCCCGAGGAGGACAAGCCUUAAACAGAGAAUCAGGACCAUAAUAUCAGCUGGUUAUUUUGUGGCAGGGCUGAAAUGCAGUGGAAAAUUGUUCAUUUUCACAACAAAGAGAACUUUGCUAUACAAUCAUCUUAGUCUUGGUCCAGAAGACUUCCCGAGGAGGACAAGCCUUAAACAGAGAAUCAGGACCAUAAUGUCAGCUGGUUAUUUUGUGGCGGGGCUGAAAUGCAGUGGAAAAUUGUUCAUUUUCACAACAAAGAGAACUUUGCUAUACAAUCAUCUUAGUCUUGGUCAAGAAGACUUCCCGAGGAGGACAAGCCUUAAACAGAGAAUCAGGACCAUAAUAUCAGCUGGUUAUUUUGUGGCGGGGCUGAAAUGCAGUGGAAAAAUUGUUCAUUUUCACAACAAAGAGAACUUUGCUAUACAAUCAUCUUAGUCUUGGUCCAGAAGACUUCCCGAGGAGUACAAGCCUUAAAAUAACGAAGAGCUGCGGGGCAUCAAGCGAACGUACUGCUGAGAGCGGCCGAUGAACACAAGAACGCUUCAUGCUAACUCUAUGAAUAAUUGAGCAAAUCCAUUCCCUUCAUUCCGAGGCAAACAUUUCAGGGCCAAGGUUGCAGUCUUGUAGAUUUGAAAAAAGAAAGACCACAACAAGUCCACACAACACAGGGCGCCGCUUCUGUGAGAGUGGAUGUUUAUUGUUAUUGACCGAUGCUAGGAUGGUUCAAGUGACCGAUGCUAGGCUACGAAGUCAUACAAAGGAAACCAGGCAAGACUCGAUAUUUGCAAAAACUCCGCCUAGCGUUCCUAUGCAAGUCGACAGGAGCAAACAACAUCGUAGUCUUCCUUGUCGUUUCCUGUGUACGAGUCCCUCAGGACAUCCCCCCCCCCCCUCCAUCAGAUCCUCAAGGCAAAAAACAGUUAAAUAUAAAGACAUCUCUCCCAUGUAUUAGGUGCGGCUAAUUAGAUUUGAUCUGCCAUCCCCCCCAAGGCGUCUUACCACCCACCGCAGUAUUUAAGUGGCGCCGGAUAUGAAUUAUGGAGCGAGGCGUACGCAACCAGGUUUUUCACAUUUACUCACAAAAAAUAAUCAUCCAGUCGAGCAAAAAAAAAAAAAUGUUCUCCAAAUGUCAGCUGCUGCAUAUAAAAAAAAAAAAAAAUGUAAACAAAAUCAGCUCAUUAUUCCGCGUACGGGAAGACAUAUGGAGGAC